GGGGCGCCCGCGGCGCGGAGUCCCGGCGGGAGCGCGGGCCACGUGGCCCGGGAACGCGCGGGCGCCGGCGUGGCGCGAGGCUCCCGGAGGCGGUGGGCGCCCUCGGGCUCGCAGGGGGCGGCGGGCAGCACCCGGGCCGCGGAGGAGGGUUUUUGGCCGGGAAGGGCCAGGCGAGCCGGGGCACGGGGGUGCCGCCCUGCGCUCCGCCGGCGCGGCAUGCUGCCCUCGGCCCUUCCGCGCUGGGGCUCAGGAGAGGAGGAGACGCUGGAGGGACGAGGCCCCUCGUCGGGCAGUGACCAGGGCGAGGCCUGGAGCUCUGGGGAGGAAGCCCCGGGGGAGCCACGUUCGCCCCCACAGGACAGGCACCCUUGGGUCCUACCUCUGGGCUCGAGGAAAUAUUCGGACCUGGAGGCGGGAAGAAGGAUGCGGGAGCCGGUGACUGGAGCUGCCCAGUCCCUGAGUCCUUCCUGGAGCUCCAGGGAGCAGCUGAGGCCCGGUGGCCCCCCAGGCCAGGCUGCUGAGUGGUCUCCAGGAAGCCCAGUUCCCCUUUCGCCCCAGGUGGCCCCCUCAGGGACAACCCUGCUACUACCCUGGGACCCCAACUACGAGACUGAAGCAGGACCUGGGCUGGUGUGGGGGUUCAGCUGCGGGUCGGGGGCCUCCUUCUCCACCCGGACUCUGUGUCAUCCGUCAUUCUGGCUGCUGUACGAGGCAGCCUCGGGCAGGGCCCUCAGGCCCCUGGCCCCAACAAGGCGUCACGAUGGAGAGCAGGUGCCCGGAGAUGCAGGUGGGUCCCUGGUUGCCCCAGCAGGUGGCCAUGUGCACCCUGGGUCUCCCACAGUGCAGAGAUUGCUGGGUGGGCACCCCCAGCCCAGACUCCAGUGCUGGCCGAGCAGUUUCUCCUCCCCAGGGUUCCCGGUGAUGGGCUGUGAAGAUGUCUUUUUCUCAGACCCUCUGCUGCCCCGUGGGCACCGUGUUCCCUUGUACCUGUCUGAGGCCCCCCAGCAGGUGAUGGGCUCCCUGCGGCUGCUGCCCCCACCCCCGGUCAUGUCCCCCUGGGUCCUCCCCACCCCGUCCCCUGGCUGCUCCACCACCUGGCUCAGUGGGCCUGAGCUGAUCGCCCUCACUGGCCUUCUGCACAUGAGCCAGGGGGAGCCAAGACCCAGCUCCCCAGCGGCCCCCUCGCCCCCUGCUGGCUCCUCUACCCCUGGCUUUGGCCACCCACAUCCCAGUGGUGGCCCCAGCAGUUCUCACUGCCCUGACCCAUCCCUCCCUCAGACCCCGGAGACCCAUUCUCCCUAGCACCCCUGGGGCAGAGUGGGUCCCCCACUCCCUCCCCCAGGCGGGCUCUGUUGACAAUAAAGCAGUGUUGGUUUGCAAAA
Molecule: messenger RNA, 1382 nt
Organism: Choloepus didactylus (southern two-toed sloth)
Lineage: Eukaryota; Metazoa; Chordata; Mammalia; Pilosa; Megalonychidae
Gene: SAP25
Product: Sin3A associated protein 25
Exons: 5
Coding region: 217-1302 (361 amino acids)
Biological process (GO): regulation of DNA-templated transcription
Cellular component (GO): nucleus; cytoplasm
Source: RefSeq, a predicted model, not a curated record